UCAGGUUUAUCAUCAAAGGUGUUGGUGAUCACAUCUGUUCUCUGCUGAUUUUUAUCAGAUCAAGCUCAGUAUCUUCUACUGGAGGAAAUAAGAACAAGAUUUACCAAUGUCCACUGCACAAUCAAGAGGCAGUAUAAGAUGCUAAUUACAAAACUACCCAUAACAAACCUUGAGUCUGAUGGAGAGAGAAACACAGAUCUAAUUUCUCAAGAACAAGAAAAAAUAUUGAAUGCAUUGUUGGGGUUUUCCAAAGUUUUCCAAGUUCUAACAUCAUGUAAAAAGCCUAUUGUAGGACACAACGUUUUAACGGACUUGCUGCUAGCAUAUGAGAAUUUUUAUGAACAUUUGCCAGAGAGUUUUAAAGAUUUUAAACUGAAACUUCACAAAAUUUUUCCAGUGGUUUAUGACACAAAAUUGGUUGCCUUUGAAAUUAGUAGGAAUCCGGUCUUUUCACACUGUAACUUUUUUGAUGACACAAACUUAGAAAACCUUCACAAUUCGCUGUCAAGUAGUGACGCACGGUACUUUGCCCUUUUCGCACCCUCUGUGGUAUUUUCCGAAAAAUGUUACAGAUACCUCGACGAGAAAAUGCCUCAUGAAGCUGGGUAUGACUCAUUCCUCUCCGGUUUUGUUUUUCUUCGGAUGGCACAUAUGCUGGCAUAUAUGGGAUCAAGAAGGUCUCCCGAAGGACCGUUACCAUUUUCAAAAUUCCUUCGCGUGUUAAAGCCGUACGAGAAUCUACUACAUUUGAGCAGAGCACAAGUACAAUAUGUGAACUUAGCUGGUGCGGACACACCCUCUAUUCGACCUCAAUGGCUUUACGUUACCUCCAAAGAAAAAACCAAGCCACUAAUUGCCAGGACAUUGGCUCAGGAAUUUGCACACUUUAGUUCCGUGGACGUCAAAAUUUUAGACUUGCAACACGCACUAGUAGCUGUCCCUCAUCGUAGAAAAGCAAGAGAGGUCUUGCGUACAUUUCGACACCACAAAACGCUCAGUGUAAGGCAGUACCACCCACUUUUAGAUUCACCUGAGAUGAAGGUGGCUCUGUGGUGUGGCGGAACUGCUGUGAUCUUUUCGGCUGUUGCGGUGUUUCUGUGGAAAUCGUGGACAUAGUUAAUUUAUUUUACCAGUCAGAAACAAGUUAUCACUGAAAUUCUGUUAAUUUGGUCUGUUUCUUUUUUAUUUUAUACUAAUGUAAAGUAAAUAAAUUGCGGACACAGCUAAUAAAAUUCGCCAACUGAA
Molecule: messenger RNA, 1245 nt
Organism: Pocillopora damicornis (cauliflower coral)
Lineage: Eukaryota; Metazoa; Cnidaria; Anthozoa; Scleractinia; Pocilloporidae
Product: poly(A)-specific ribonuclease PNLDC1
Biological process (GO): priRNA 3'-end processing; siRNA 3'-end processing; nuclear-transcribed mRNA poly(A) tail shortening
Cellular component (GO): nucleus; endoplasmic reticulum
Molecular function (GO): RNA binding; 3'-5'-RNA exonuclease activity
Source: RefSeq, a predicted model, not a curated record